This is a messenger RNA of Coregonus sp. 'balchen', 11498 nucleotides long. NCBI's taxonomy places the organism in Eukaryota, Metazoa, Chordata, Actinopteri, Salmoniformes, Salmonidae. The record is from the annotation of a GenBank genome assembly.
AUGAUUUCUUUCGAGGUACAUUGGUCAUUGUACAAAUUUGCAAUACUUUUUCCAGUAAGGGUGGACUAGUUUUCUUUGUGGUCAGUCCCUCUUAAUUUUGUUUGAGACAAACUCAUGCCGACACACUUCAUACAACUCGACAACCUGACGAUAACAUACAUCGCUGUAGUGUAAUGGAAUCGAUUACACACAAUUCAGGCCUUCUGGUCAUUGUCAAAUUAUGAAACAGGUUCACAUCACCUUGACAUGCAUCAACAACCGCUGAUAAUAAUAUAAUAUGCCACUUAGCAGACGCUUUUAUACAAAGCGACUUAGUCAUGUGUGCAUACAUUUUUGUGUAUGGGUGGUCCCGGGGAUCGAACCCACUACCCUGGCAUUACAAGCGCCGUGCUCUACCAGCUGAGCUACAGAGGACCACAUGAUGGUAGGCUACACCUUGGCUGUCAGUCGUAAAAUUGCAUAAUAUUCCAUAUCUCUUUCUCCAGGCUGGAGGAACAGGAUACAUUGUUAUUAUGCAAUAGUUGGAAUUAUAUCUAUCCCAUUAUAUCCUGUUUGCUCUCACUCUCUUUUUUUUCUCUAUCUGUCUCUCAUGAUGUCAUGAUAUGGUAACGGAAACACCUGUUAUGAAUAACUUAUUACAAUGUUGCUUUACCGUGAUGAGUGAAGUGAACUUUCUGUGAGCAUAAACAUUGAACAAAACACAACCCAGGUUUGAUAGCUGGCAUCCUCAUCAACUACUAGACAGUUGGGGGGGGGCUCUGGAGUUGGCCAGUAAUGGGUUGUGUUCAGUAGGGACUAGCGAGACAACGUUGUGAAACGAGGAGAUAAGCUACUACCUGAUAUUUCCAAUAAGAACACAGAUUUUAGUUUGCUGUUGCGAAAUGCUUUGCUAUGGCGUGCCCUACUGAACAGAACCCAGUCUUUCAGAAGGGAAAAGAGGAGGGUCUAAGUCCCUCUCCUCAUAGUCAUCGGAUAGGCUCAGGUAAAGACUGGGGAGUUUUUCCAUUUAGUGGGGCCUUGUGUGUCUGAAUUUCGUGACUGAUGAUACCCAUACCUGAACAAAACCCUGUUUCACAGCCCUCCUUGCUUCAUCAUGUGGCGUGUAGCUGCUGAGCCAGCCAGCUGGGCCAGAGGCAGCGGCAGCCAGGACUGGAUCUCAUUGUGCUGAUGCUCCUCCAUUCCCCUCCAUGUUGGCAGGCAGUGCUGGCUUCAGUGUCGGACCAGGGCCAUGUUCAGUUAGUGGGCACAGAACAGGAGAUUAUGAAACUGAGCAAAAUGGAGGGGGGUGUGACUGGAAUUGUCCAAUGAUAGAGCUCGUGUUCGUUGUCCAAACAAGAACUACAGUCCCACGUGUCAAGAUAAUAAUAAGACUAUUUCUGGAAAUCCCAGUGAAAUAGCCUAGUUUUACAUCAUUUAGUUGUUUUUAUAAAUGCUUCUUUAGAAAUCAUAUGAAGCGCUUCGAUUCAUGAAUGUCAAUCAACACCACGUGGUCAUAUGCUGGAUGUCAGCCUUCCCUCCCCCAAUUCUAACCUUAACCAUUAGUAGGGAAAAUACUAAACUGACCCAAGAUCAGAGUCUAGGGGCAACGUCACCCUACUCCUGUCCUCCUCGGUUGGUAGAGCACGGUGCUUGUAACGCCAGGGUAGUGGGUUCGAUUCCCGGGACCACCAUACGUAAAAAUAUAUGCACACGUGACUUUGGAUAAAAGCGUCUGCUAAAUGGCAUAUGUUAUUAUGUGUUGUGAAUAAAGAUUGGCUGAUUGACUUGACUUCACCGCAGGAAGUCCUAAAGCCCACCCCCUUUCCUUGGCUGAUGGUCUGAUCUGCUGCUUGACUGGUCUGAGGCCUAGUCGCUGUCUGUAGCAAUGCUGUCGGGCCUACAGUGUAGGUCUUUGUCUAUGGCAGUGUUUCCCAAACUCUGUCCUCGUUUUAGUUUUUUCCCCUAACACCGCUGAUUCAAAUGAUCAAAGCUUGAUGAUUAUUUGAAUCAGCUGUGUAGUGCUAGGGCAAAAAACCAAAAUAUGCACCCCUUGGGGUCCCAAGGACUGAGUUUGGGAAACCCUGGUCUAUGGUCUGGAAGUGUUAGUAGGGAAAAGGAGUAGCAAAGCGUGUUGCAGCAGAAGAGUCAAUAUUUAUGGUAUUUUUUUCAACACAACACAUCAUAGUGACACACAAACAUUUCCGAUUUCCCUUUUCCUCACGGUGUGUAGGAGGUGAGCGAGCCCACCAAGGAGGAGAAGGCGGUGGCCAAGUACCUCCGCUUCAACUGCCCCACCAAGUCCACCAACAUGAUGGGCCACCGGGUGGACUACUUCAUCGGUCAGUGCUCCGUUCAUACUCUCCUUUAUUCACUCAUUUAGGACAGUGAUUCUCAAACCAGCCUGCGACAGUCGGUGCCUGUCCCCACAGCCAGUCCACAUCAUUUGAUAUUCCAGUACUAGCACAUAAAGUGCUUCAACUAGUCAACUAUCAUCAAGGCCGUGACUACGCCUAGUUGAAUCAGGUGUUGUACUGUUGGAAUAUCCCUACAUCAAAUAGGCUAUCAUGGUGGGGACUGGUUUGAGAAGCACUUUUAGGGGAUUAAACCUGUUUUUUUUUGGGGGGGGGGGGGGACUACAUGACCUGACCAGGAAACCCUUAGAACCCUAGUUUUAGACUUUAAAGCUGCAGUAUGUCAUUUUUUUAGGUGACCCGACCCAAUUCACAUAGCAAUUUGUAUUAUAGAUCUGUCAUUCUCAUUGAAAGCAAGUCUAAGAAGCGGUAGAUAUCUUCUAUGUGCACUAUUUCUAUGCUUCCGUUCUUAAGGUUAGUUUCUGUAGAUUUUACUUUUGUUUUUUUGUAGACACGCUUCAAACUGCUGAAAAUACAAUGUUUUUGGUUAUGGAAAAUAUAUUUGACAGCGGUUUAGAUGGUACAAUAAUUUUCUACACCAUACUUUCUUGUUUUGCCACGAACUGAAAUUAGGCUAACUAUUUCUGCAUAGUGCAUCUUUAACUAAGGCCUGAAGUCUUUCCUGGUCAGGAACAGUCAGGACAAAUCUGGGUCUUAGUAUGACUGUCUUGACGUGAGAGACAGCAGUUGGCAUUUAUUUAUUAUUGCUUCCGGUCCUGCUGAGUUGACGGUUGGAAUAGUUAACCUUUGACCCAGAAUCUCUCACUAUAUCUCAUAGUAGUACUGUUGACCUGCCAAUGUUUACAUUUGCCCAAUGCCUUUAGCCCCAUAGCAGACCUGUUCUGUCAACAGUGUCAGUAAAUGUGUUUGCACAGUCGUGGGCAGUCUGUUGCAUGAGCUGUGUCUGUUGGAGAGGAGCUUUUGUACACAUCCACAGGGGCAAGGAUUUCAGAAUGUUGGCAUAGCAUGAUCGCCGUUGAGUUUCAACAUACAGUAUGUCCCUGCCUUUGCUGUAAUUUUGAACAUGGUUGCCUGUUUCCCUUUGUCAGCCUCCAAGGCAGUGGACUGUCUGCUGGACUCCAAGUGGGCCAAGGCAAAGAAGGGAGAGGAGGCCGUGUUCACCACCAGAGACUCUGUGGUGGACUACUGCAACAGGUUAGACAACUACCAGCACUCCCACGUUAGACUAACUACCACCCUACACUAGAACUGAAGUUGCUUUCACACUAUACAAUAUUCACUACAACUUUCAUGUUCGUGUGAUGUCCCUAUGUGCUUAGGAAGAUCGAGGCAUAAGAAAAUUGGGGCAAAAUGUGUGUAAUGUGAAAGGUUUUCACAAGGACUUUAUUCAGGCUCCCGAUGGUUUCAGCGGCUCCCAAAACUAAAUCUGAAAUAAUAUGAUGAAGCGCCAAACGAUAUUUGACAACGGUUGAUAUUAAUGAUGUUUUUUUCUGCUCUCCUUCCCCGCCAGGCUGCUGAAGAAGCAAUUCUUCCACCGCGCUCUGAAAGUCAUGAAGAAGAAGCCAGAGAAGGACAUUAAGAAAGACAAGGAGAAAGAGAAGGAGAAAGAGAAGGCCAAGGGCGACAGCGGCAAGGAAGAGGAGAAGAAGGGGAAGAAGGAGAAGGAGAAGAAGAAGGAUGCCAAGGAUGCAGAGGCUUCAGAUGUAAAGAAGGAGAAGAGUGUACGUACAUUGAAUGAACUGAAUAUGCAGGCUAUGAACAUGUUGUAUAGUUCGUAACAGGUUAGACCACUGAAGCGGUUUGGUCAUAGAAUCUAGAACAAUCCUAUUUCUCUAAAAGCCAUAAUGACCCAUGCUGUUUCUCUGUGCUCAGGACGAUAGCCCCGGAACGCCAAAGAAGAAGAAAGAUGUGAAGAAGAAAUUCAAACUGGAGCCUCAUGAGGACCAGCUCUUCCUGGAUGGGAAUGAGGUGAGUUGGAAGGAACAAAGGGAAUCCUGGGAAAACGGGCUCUGCCUCUCCAAAGAUUAGGAUGGGUAAAAGUAUGAAAGCAGGAAUUUCUGGAAAAGUGAGCAUGUUUCAGUUGACAUGUAGAGAACGUCUUUAGCCAGAGGUCUUUGUUGGAAUAUCCGCUUUGAAAGAUGGUGAUCAUUCUGAACUUUGUGCAAUGUGCAUGAAUUCAGCACAUUGGUGUUUGUUUUUCCCUGUGACAUUUGAGAGAAUUCCAAGCAAAAUGGCUUACUUUCACAAGAUAACUGUUUGAGGGUGCACUUUACGAGACACAUUCUCCAUGACGAGAGACACAUUCUUUGUGGCGUCAGUUUGCCAUGCAAGCAUGAUAUGAUGGCAAAAGGUUCAAUGUGACAUGUGAUAUGUGAAAACGGUGAAUCACUGUGAUUGACAAAUUAAAAAAAAAACUAUUUCUAAGGUGAAAUGUAAAAUCGUCAUAUUUACUCCACUUUCCAGGUAUUUGUUUGGAUCUACGAUCCAGUCCAUUUUAAAACCUUUGCCAUGGGACUGAUUCUGGGUGAGUGGAAUUGUAGUUUUAAUUACAUAGAAUAGUCCAUUUUGAUAACUGAUUAAACUAACCGUCAUUCACAAAUGACUGAAAAUUGCAACUGAAUUGGACUAGGGAUGGACAUGAGUAAUCGAGUACUGGAACAGACGUCAAAACUCCAUCUUUAACGAGAGGUCGAAAUGUUGUCUUAAAGACCAAGCCAAGCAUCACACAGUUCUUCCUAAAUUCCCUUUCCCCUCCGUGUCUCACUAACUCAAUUGCGUUACGAUCACUCCCUCUACACGUGUGCUGAAUGAGCACACAAACUCCACUAGGCCUACAGAAAUAAAUGCCUAUAAAAAUGUAUCUUAACUGAUGGGAUACACCAGCUACAUUCUUUGCCAAAUGACAACAAAAUGGACUGGUUGACUGAAGUAGGGAAAUAUGUGGUUCCAACAACGAGCGUUGCAGUUUUGGACUAAUUGCGUCCCGUCUAUUUUCCAGUUAGGCUACUUUGCGAACUACUAGUGCCAUUUAGAAUUGGCUAGCCUAGGCUAUAACACUUCUAAACAUAGACCGUGAAAAUAUCCAAAAACAUGAGUUUGAUAAAGACAGCAUAUUUUCAAUCAUUUAGCCUAAGCCUACUCGCUAAACAGAUGUCUUGUCCGCAAUUCAUCCCCAUGCAUUGUUCAAUGUGGAAUUGUUGAUCCAAAUCGAACGUCUCUAUAUCAAAAAGACAGAUUUUGGUUUGUAACCCUGAAAAAAAAUUGUCUUUCAACUCUCCAAAUUGAGCCCAGUUUCAAACGAUCACUCUUUGAGAAUAACUGUUCUAGAUGUGAGAUGUGCAUCAAUUCGCACUGGCAACUUUUUUUCAUUUGGAAAAAUAUUUUAUUCUGUUAUAUUACAUCAUGAUUUUUACUAUAAAAUAGGAGUCUGUUGACUGUGAUAAGGGCUCUGGAAAUUAACAAAACAGCCAUAGGCUUCUACGAGCAAGCGCCACCACUGAGGCUACUGCUACCUUUUUGAAGAUUGUGUUCUGCUAUAUAAUAUAAUCAGUUAAUAUUACGGUUUCAAUAAAUUCAUCUUAAAAUGGCACUUGUUUUUUAAUUGACUGAAUAUGUAUGGGGCAAUUUAGCAAUUAGGAUUAUUCUGUAAUGGUUAUGAUAAAUCAGGCAUUGUUGCGCACUGAUUGGCGUACAGCUAUAAAUGCACGCGUUUUUUCCAGUGCUGGCCUUGUGUUUUAAAAAUUGCUUUUUUAUUUGAGAACUCGGGAGGGUGGGAGGGGAAUUGUGCGAGUACAAAACAUUUCAAAUGCCCAUCCCUAUGAAUUGCUAAUGGGAAUAUCAAUGAUUAUUUUCCACUGUACUAAGGCCUGUGUCUCUGUGUUUACAGUAAUUGCAGUGAUUGCGGCCACUCUCUUCCCACUGUGGCCGGCUGAGAUGCGUGUGGGCGUGUAUUAUCUGAGCGUGGCAGCAGGCUGUUUCGUGGCCAGUAUACUGCUGUUGGCUGUUGGUAAGAAAGAAAACGUCCAACCUCUAGACCCUUGUGUACAACUAAAAAGAUUGGAUAGCGUAAAUCAAUACGGUGGCGACAACUUGUCCUAAUACGCUAGGUAGAAUUGCCUUCUCUCGUCCUCCUUUCGCCAAAUCGGACCACGACUCCAUUUUGCUCCUCCCACCUACAAACAAAGACUCGAAAGGGAUGUUCCGGUAGUCAGGUCUGUACAACGCUGGUCUGACCAAUCAGAAUCCAUGCUUCCAAGACUGUUUUGAUCACGUGGACUGGAAUAUGUUCCAGGUCGCAUCUGGGGAUAACAUCAAUGAAUACGCCGACACAGUCACCGGAUUCAUAAAAAAAUGCAGAGAUGAUGUGAAACCGAUGGUGUCUUUCAAAACUUACCUGAAUCAAAAAACGUGGAUUGAUGGCAGCCUUGUAGGGAAACUGAAGGAGAGAGAUGCUGCUUAUAAACAGGGCAAGGUGACCAGUUAAACAGUACAAGUACGAUCAAGAUGGCGAGACAUGAGCAUAGGGACAAAGUGGAGGAGCAAUUCAGCAGGUCGGACACGAAGGCUAUGUGGCAGGGGCUUCUAACGAUCACACAUUACAAAAAGAAAGCCAGUCACGUUGCAGACACCAACACCGGACGAGCCCCUGAAGACUAUGUGCUUACGGUCUCCACCGAGGACGUAGGUAGCACUCACUUCUGUCAUCAUGAAGUGGUUCGAGUGGCUAGUCAAAGACCACAUGACCUCCUCCCUCCCCGAUACACUCAACCCUCUCCAAUUCGCCUACCGCCAGACAGAUCCUUGGUUGACACAAUUGCCAUUGCGCUGCACACUGCCCUUACCCACCUGGACAAAAGGAAUGCAUAUGUGAGGAUGCUGUUCGUCGACCACAGCUCUGCCUUCAAUACCAUAGUGCCCUCUAAGCUCACCACAAAGCUCACGGCCCUGGGACUGAAUUCCUCCCUAUGAAACUGGGUCCUGGACUUCCUGAUGGGCCGCCCCCCAGGUGGUGAAGGUAGGCAACAUGACCUCAUCUACACUGAGCUUCAACAAGGGUGCGUCCUCAGCAGUGUUUCCUCUGGAAAAUGUGUUAGCUGUGAGGGAAAAGUUUGCGGGGGGGGGGUCCCGGGGUCCUCUGACCCCAAAACAAAAUAUGUAUAAGUACUGAAAAGCUUGGUUCUGGUGACUUUUUAAAAGGAAAUAACUCAAAUAAACCUUCUGAAAUAUAAUUUCCAACCCCAGAAAUGAGCUCAAUAACGUAUUGGUAAAGUGAUUAUAGUGUACAGUAUGCAAUUUAAGGUUGAGUGCUGCAGCUAUCUAAAGAAACACAACAUAGACCUUCUUUCUGAAAUAAAAAAGUUUAUCUUGACAAAAUUAACAUUUGAUUGAACAUGAAUAAGAGCCCACUAAUUCAUGUUCAUCACAAAAGAAGGGCGUUGGAAAUCUCUUUCCAGGUUCUGACGACAACCUAGUUCUGACAGAGUUUACAGCCUCCUCCUCUCCUCUCCUUUAUUUACUUAUCUUUCUUCUCUCUGCUCUCCUCUCUCCUUUUCUCCUUCCAUCUACCCUCCUGGCUCUCUCCUCUCCUCUGCUCCAUUCUGUCCCUCAUGCAUCCCUACCCCACUCCCGGAAUUCUGCCUCUUCUCUGUCUAGUAAAGUAAGCCAUACACUUGUUAUAAAAAUGAUAGCUUAAGCUUUUAAAGAGUUAACGGUAGCUAAAGCACUUUUGUACAUCACGCUGUUCCGUACACUUGACCUUAUUUUAUCGCCCCAAAAACGUAAUACUUCCAGGUCAACUGUAAUAUGAAUACCGUUGUAAAGCACAUUUUCUCCCCUCCAGCAAAGUCAAUGACGAGACCUUCAUGCUGCCCGUCUCUGCAUGAUUGAAGAAAGCAACGGCGCUCCGCGGGGUCUUUUUUUAAAUGGAGGGUGGGGAAACGAAAGCUACUGCGUCAUAGUGAAAGGGGGAGAUAUGUCGUGUGGGGAACCAGCUUUUUUCACCCGAUUUGUCCAACUUAUCACCUCUAAAAUUUCAUACCUAUUUGAAGGUUUGUGUGGAUUUUUGAAUAGGGCUUUUAGGGCGGCGCAAAAUGUAUCUUCACAAUUAAACUGUGGGUGUCACAGAGUCAUGAUGGCUCUCAGUGAUUUACGUGAAAAAUUUACAAUUAAUUGAAUUAACUAUUCAUAAUAUAAUAUGCCAUUUAGCAGACGCUUUUAUCCAAAGCGACUUAUAGUCAUGUGUGCAUACAUUUUUACGUAUGGGUGGUCCCGGGGAUCGAACCCACUACACUGGCGUUACAAGCGCCAUGCUCUACCAAUUGAGCUACAGAGGACCACAUGAACUCCCAAGUAAUUAACUUUACACUCACCAUUGAUCAUUUCUUGUUUUUAAUCUGUGAGAGAAGCGUUACACCUGGUGGAAAGAGGCUGUACGGCACAGAAUGAGUUGAAUAAUGCAUAAUAAUAAUAACAAUAAUAAUAUAAAUGACAUGUCACACUUAAACGUGCAGGGUCAGUUUUUUUCAACUUUUAUCCAAUGCUAUUGGACCAUUACCAUGUCAAUCAACGCUGAAUCGAAACUUAGUUCACACCCCAGAUUUAGAUGCCAACACAGUCGCUACAGUCCCAUUAGUUGUCAUUGCAGCCUCGUUUGAAUGCCGUGGUUGCCCACAUAUGUACGGAACGGAGUUAGCUACAAUUAGCUAACUAAAGAAAGUUUCAUUUAAUUCAGGCUGAUUUGACAUUAGCUCGCUAAGUUAACGUUACAUGACACUCUUGUCCCUGCUCCCCCUUUCUCUUUUGCUGCUGUGGCUGGAAAUAUUUUAAUAAACUCAUCUGAGCAAAAAAUUAUAAUCGAAGACAGAUAAAUGUAGCUAUCUUGCUUGCACUUGAUACAGUUCCAAACGAACUAGCUAGCUAACUUGCUAGACUAGUAACGUCAGCUAACCAUGUUUCUAUCAUCAACAUACACUGUGGAUAUUGGAUAGAUAAUUGCCGUUACAAUUGUGGCAUCAAUAUUAUAGAUCUAAAUGAUGUUAGUAGAGUUUUUUGGUUAUAGCUAGCUUAUGUAGUUAACUAUUUGGCUAGCUAACGUUAGUCAAACAAACAAGCGAACGUACCUUUCUUGCAGCUUCUCACGCAGGUGCACUCUGAGGUGAUUAAAGUGAAUUGUUUGGCGCCGCAGAGCUUCUGUAUUGCGCACUGGUCCCUGGCGUGCCGUUUCUCGCGCAGGUGCAUUCUAGUGAUUUCAAGUGAAUUGUGUUUUGCGCCGCAGAGCAUCUGUAUUGAGCACUGGUCACUGGCGCGCUAUUUAUUGAGUUGCAGGCUGCCUGCCAUAGCUCACAGAGCUAAGUAACCUUCAGAACUGUGUUGAACCCAGACAGAUUAUCUAUUUACCAAGAAAAGUGAAUGUGCUUUACAGAACUUUAUUGAAACUAUGUUUGGUAGAAAAUGGUGUUUAUUUUGGUGUGGCGCAGUGCCACACAUUAAUGAACGCAGAGGAAACACUGGUCCUCAGUCCCCUCCUGUACUCACCGUAUACCCACGACUGCGUGGCCUCACACAGUUAAAACUCCAUCGUCAAGCUCGCUGACGACACAACAGUAGUAGGCCUGAUCACCAACAAUGAUGAGACGACCUACAGGGAGGAGGUUGGCACUCUGAUGGCAUGGUGCCAGGUAAACAACCUCUCCCUCAACGUCAGCAUAACAAAGGAGCUGAUUGUGGACUUCAGGAGGAACCAGGCUGGGCACGCCCCAUCCUCAUCAACGGGGCCGCCGUGGAGACAGUCAAAAACGUCAAGUUCCUCGGUGUACACAUCUCUGAGAAGCUGAAAUGGUCAAACCACACGGACACCGUGGUGAAGAAGGCAUGACAGCGACUCUUCAACCUCAGGCUGAAUUUCUUCAGCCUCCUGUCUCCGAGGGCUCUGUGUUCUACAGGAGCACCGUCGAGAGCUUACUGUCGGGCUGCAUCAGAGCCUGGUACGGCAUCACAGCCAGGUGUCGCAGGAAGGACAAAAAUAUCAUCAGGGACCUCAGCCACCCGAGCCACGGCCUGUUCUCCCCGCUUGCAUCACUCAGACACGGGCAGUACAGGAGCAGCAUGGCAGCACCCCCCACAAAUGUACAUGUAUCAUUGUUACAGCUUAAGAAUUCACGGUACCCUGCAAUUACAUCUGUGACCCUGUGCAUGUGAUCACCAUAUUGCUAAUACACCUAUCCAACCCUUACAGGGACACUGCGAGAUUCUGGCAUUUAGGCCCUUGUUCUACUUAGUCAGAUGAACUCAUGGAUACCAUAUCUCUUUAUGUCUGUGUGCAGUAUGAAGGAACUUAGUCGUAGUUUCGCGAGCCAAUUAAAUGCCAGAAUCUUGCGGUAUCCAUUUAAAGGGGAAUUCCAGUAAAAAGUCGAAAUUACGUUUUGUUCUUUUACCUUUUUAAUAAUUUAUCUGGUGGGUUUACCUAGAGACUUUAGUCAAAAUGGGUGACAGAGCACCAAACUGCAGAUGUCACAGGAUUCCCUCCCCUCAGCACCAUUGACGUUAGUUGUUGGCCUUCACUUUGACAUGACAAUGUUUGUUUGUCUCCCCGCAGCUCGCUGCAUCCUGUUCCUGGUCAUCUGGCUGGUGACGGGCGGACGCCACCACUUCUGGUUCCUGCCCAACCUCACAGCUGAUGUGGGCUUCAUCGACUCCUUCCGUCCGCUCUACACGCACGAGUACAAGGGCCCGCGGGGCUCUAGCAAGAAGAGCCAGGACAAGACUGAGGGCAAGACCAGCGAUGCAGAUGCCGCCAAGGCCCAGAAGUCAGACAGCGAGGAGAAGGAGGGUGACUGUGAGGAGGAAGAGGAGGAAGGUGAAGGAGAAGAGGGCACGGUGCCACAGGGGACGGAAGAAGGCGAGGUGACGAAGGGGGCUGAGCGCUCUGACACGGACAGCGACCGGCGGGAGGACGAGGGCUCGCAGCACAGCAACGGGAACGACUUUGAGAUGAUCACCCGCGAGGAGCUAGAGCAGCACACGGAGGAGGAAGAGGAAGAGGAGGAGGAGGAAGGAGAGGGGGAGGAAGGAGAGGGGGAGAAGGAAGGAGGAGAGAGGGAAGAGCAGGAGGGAGACGGUGAGACAAAGCCCUUGCCUGUUCAAACAUAA